AUGUCCCUCGUCCGUCGUCUUGUUAGCUCUUCCCGCUCCGUGCAGACGUGGCAUUUGCCCAUAAACAGUUGCUCUUCCUACGAGCAACAGAAACCUACGCAAACACUGUCUCUACGAGCUUUCCACGCAUCUCCACAACGUGAAAAUACAGCGCUGAUCGCUGGCUUAGGUGUUGCUGGUGCCGCAUUGAGUGCCAAGUACGCGCUACAGGUCUGGAAUGCGUACAAGAGCCGACCAAAGAGCGAACAGAUAAGCUCAUGGAAGUAUCGUAAUUUCUACGAUGGUCCGUUUGAGGAAAAAAUGACGAGACGCGAGGCUGCACUCAUUUUGGGCGUGCGUGAAAGCGCUUCAGAGGAGAGAAUUCGCAAUGCACACCGAAAACUACUGAUUCUGAAUCAUCCUGAUACGGGUGGCUCAACAUUUUUAGCAACAAAGAUUAACCAAGCUAAGGAAUUGUUGCUUAAUGGGGGCAAGUAA
Messenger RNA from Plasmopara halstedii, 477 nucleotides. RefSeq names its product mitochondrial import inner membrane translocase subunit tim14-1-like. The record is from RefSeq and is a predicted model, not a curated record. Gene Ontology annotation, molecular function: ATPase activator activity. Gene Ontology annotation, biological process: protein import into mitochondrial matrix. NCBI's taxonomy places the organism in Eukaryota, Oomycota, Peronosporomycetes, Peronosporales, Peronosporaceae. The coding region runs from base 1 to 477 and encodes 158 amino acids. Gene Ontology annotation, cellular component: PAM complex, Tim23 associated import motor. The transcript has a single exon.